UUUACUCGGUUACUAAUGAUCGCCAUAGAAGAAGAAGCAAAUUGUGUAAACUUGACAAUCUUACAGACUGGGAUUGUGUGUUAGAGUGAGUGGGAUAAUAAUUUAUACCACCCUGUAAUUUUGUCCGUCCCUAAGCUUACAUGGAGAUACUAUGGUACAACCUUGGUACAAAUUUCAAAAUAAGUACACAAAGCCAACAAAGAGACUCAGAAGUUUAUAGUGGCACCAGCUUUCCUGGUCAAGAGUCCACUUUGUCAGACUGCAGCCCACAAAAGCUUAGGCCAUAUACAUCUAUCAGCCUUUAAGGGCUGCAAAGAUGAAUCAACAGAAGCAUUGUUCAUCUAUGGAAUCCAUCCUACAGGAGACAGUGAGGGAUAGCAACUUGGAUAGCUUGAAAAAAAGGAUAAGACUGACGUCUCUGCUCUGCCCUCGUGGUCCUAGGCAAUAACGCUUCUUGAUACUAGUUUCUGGAAAGCACACGAAGGCAGAGAAGACUCUUGUGCUCCAAUCCUGCUUGCCGGUUUCCCACAGGCAUCUGGUUGGCCUCUGUGAGAAGAGGAUGCUGGACUAGGUGGGCCUUUGCCUGAUCCAGCAGGCUCUUCUUAGGUUCCAAUAUAUUGCAAUAUUUUUACAGGUACAUGUAGCACUUAAGUUUUAUUUAUUUCACAAUGGAGACACUGUUACUUGAGCCUGAGAUCAUUUCUUCACUUCAGAAAGAAAAAAUAGAUGUGUCUAAUAAGCCAGUUCCACCAUAGAUCUGUAUUAUAAAAUGAUGGUGCUUUAUUAAGUGUGAAUGGAGUGAUCAUGUGUUGCUCCUGCCAUUAUCUCAUCUGCUUUUCAAAAAAUAUGAAACCUAGAGAGGACAGUGGAGAAUGAAGAUGUUACAAUGAGAGAAGGUGCAGAUUGGGAUUGACAGGUGUUCAGUUCCCUUUUUGUCUUUCUUGAAAGUCUAACAGGAUUCUCUUUCCUCCCUGACUCCCAAAAAGGUGAGGAAGAUGAAGGUCAGAUAUCUAUGGAGCCACCUGUGAAUUCAUUGGGAAGAACAAAGAAACAGUUUAAAUGUAUGGAAUGUGGGAUGUGCUUUUAUCACAGUGGAAGUCUAAGGAUACAUCAACAAACUCACAAAGGAGAGAAACUAUUUCAAUGUAUGAAGUGUGGAACAAACUUUAGUCAUAGUCAAGCACUUAGAAUACAUCAACGAACUCACACAGGGGAGAAACCAUUUGAAUGUAUGGAAUGUGGAAAGAGCUACAGUCGAAGUGGGGCACUUAGAAGACAUGAACGAGCUCACACGGGGGAGAAACCAUUUAAAUGCAUGGAUUGUGGAAAGAGCUUCAGUCGAAGUGAUAGACUUAGAAAACAUCAACGAAUUCACGUGGAGAAACCAUUUAAAUGUAUUGAAUGUAGAAAGAGCUUCAGUAAAGAUGAAGCACUUAGAAUACACCAACGAACUCACAUGGGGGAGAAACCAUUUGAAUGUAGGGAGUGCUAUAAGAGCUUCAGUCGAAGUAGGGCACUUAGAUUACAUCAACAAACUCACACCGGGGAGAAACCAUUUGAAUGUAUUGAAUGUGGAAAAAGCUUCAGUAGAAGUCGAAAUCUUAGAAUACAUCAACGAACUCACAUGGGGGAGAAACAAUUUAAAUGUAUGGAGUGCGGUAAGAGCUUUAGUCAAAGUGGAUAUCUUAGAAUACAUCAACGAACUCAUACAGGGGAGAAACCAUUUGAAUGUACUGAAUGUGGAAAGAGCUUCAGUGAAAGUGGGAAACUUAGAAGACACCAACGAACUCACACGGGGGAGAAACCAUUUAAAUGUAUUGAAUGUGGAAAGAGCUUCAGUCGUAGUGGAACACUUAGAAGACAUCAACAAAUACAUACAGAUAAACCAUUUAAAUGUAUUGAAUGUAGAAAGAGCUUCAGUCAAUAUGGACACCUUAGAAUACAUCAGCGAACUCACACAGAGGAAAAACCAUUUGAAUGUAUUGAAUGUGGAAAAAGCUUCAGUAGGAAUGGAACACUUAGAAUACAUCAACGAACUCACACGGGGGAGAAACCCUUUAAAUGUAUUGAAUGUAGAAAGAGCUUCAGUGAAAGUGGAUAUCUUAGAAUACAUCAACGAACUCACACGGGGGAGAAACCAUUUGAAUGUGUGGAUUGUGGAAAGAGCUUCAGUCGAAGUGGAUAUCUUAGAAUACAUCAACGAACUCACACAGGAGAGAAACCAUUUAAAUGUAUUGAAUGUGGAAAAAGCUUCAGUGAAGGUGGGAAACUUAGAAUACAUCAACGAACUCACACAAGGGAGAAGCCAUUUAAAUGUAUGGAGUGUGGAAUGAUCUUCAGCAAAAAUGGACGCCUUAGAAGACAUCAGCUAACUCAUACACAAUGAAAACUACAGGUGUACUGACUGUGGAAAGGGUUUCAGAGGGAGUGGAGACCUUAAUAUUCAUUAGUAAAUUCACAUGGGGGAAAUGAUAUAAAUGUAUAGAGUUUUCAACUCAGGGUUCACUACUUACAUCAAGAAACUCAUAAAGGGGGAAAUCAGUUGUAAAUGCAUGGAAUGAUGUUUUAGUGUUUGUACUUAAAUUUGUAUACACAUAUAUAUGUAUUAAAGUAAUGAAGGUCACAUACACUAAAUGUACAAAGUAAGUGGCAACUUUUUGCUAGAUAAACAGGGAGAGAGUGUGAAUCUGCAAUGCUCAA
Molecule: messenger RNA, 2700 nt
Organism: Podarcis raffonei (Aeolian wall lizard)
Lineage: Eukaryota; Metazoa; Chordata; Lepidosauria; Squamata; Lacertidae
Product: zinc finger protein 14-like
Exons: 1
Coding region: 1013-2386 (457 amino acids)
Source: RefSeq, a predicted model, not a curated record